Molecule: messenger RNA, 1131 nt
Organism: Hibiscus syriacus
Lineage: Eukaryota; Viridiplantae; Streptophyta; Magnoliopsida; Malvales; Malvaceae
Product: dr1-associated corepressor-like
Biological process (GO): regulation of DNA-templated transcription
Cellular component (GO): nucleus
Molecular function (GO): protein heterodimerization activity
Source: RefSeq, a predicted model, not a curated record
UUUUUGCCGGUUUAUUUUUUUGGCUCUAACUCUCCCUCUCUCUCGUUCUGUUUCUCUCUAGGGUUUUGCACUCCAACGUUUAACAAAACAUGAAGAGGAAGCUCGAUACUCGUUUCCCAGCUGCUCGUAUAAAGAAGAUUAUGCAGGCUGAUGAAGAUGUUGGAAAAAUUGCCAUGGCUGUUCCUCUGCUUGUUUCUAAAGCAUUGGAAUUAUUUCUACAAGAUUUAUGUGAUCGAACAUAUGAAAUUACUUUGAUGAAGGGUGCUAAGACUAUGAAUUCUUCGCAUCUGAAGCAGUGUGUACAGGGUUUUAAUGUUUUUGAUUUUCUCAGAGAAAUCGUUGGUAAGGUGCCGGACCUAGGUGGUUUGGAUGCUGCUGGCGAGGAGUGUCAUGUUCCGAAAAAAAGGAAAGUAGAUGAUGAUGAUGAGUCAAAGAAGAGCAUAAUGCAUGAGACUUUCCAUGUUACUAGCUGUGGCAGAGGACGGGGUAGGGGCAGAGGAAGAGGAAGAGGGAAUCGAACAGCAGGGAGAGAGACUGCUGCACAUCGUGGAAAGUUUGAAGACGAUCCAGACAUUUCUUGUUUUGAAGAAGAGCAUACUUUAAGCUUGAGGCAGAGGCCUGCUGAUGUGGUGGGGUCUGAUGAGUUGAAGAAACACAAUCCAGCAAGCAAGAACAUUGAAGCUCCGGUUCUAAACAUUGACCUCAAUGCAGACUUAGACGAGAAUGGAGACUCUAUCAUAUCUGUUGCUUCUGCUAGUCCGAGAGCAGAUAGCAGACCUGAAAAUAAAGACGAAUACCCUGGUUGGUCACUUUCUGAAAUCGAGAAGAUGGCCAUCAAUCCUGUUCUAAUUGCUAAUUCGAACAGGGAAAUAGAUGAUGAAGACUACGAUGAAGAAGGAUAAGCGACUGAAUUUCUCCUUAAACGUUUUGUAUUAUCUGGUACAUGUGCAGUUCUACAUUAGAUGUUAAAGGAAAAAAGUGGUAGGAAGCUUAGAAAGAGAAGGAAACAUUGAAAGGUACAUUCUAGAUUAGUCUGAUACUUUAUCAUUUAUUUUUCAUGUCUCUAGGAAUUUGUGAAAUAGUUUUAACACCAUAUGAAACUGACGGUAGUUUCCAAUUCUUUGAGUUCUC